Molecule: messenger RNA, 3507 nt
Organism: Callithrix jacchus (white-tufted-ear marmoset)
Lineage: Eukaryota; Metazoa; Chordata; Mammalia; Primates; Cebidae
Gene: MAP2K7
Product: mitogen-activated protein kinase kinase 7
Biological process (GO): protein phosphorylation
Molecular function (GO): ATP binding; protein kinase activity
Source: RefSeq, a predicted model, not a curated record
GCGCCAUGAGGGGCGAGACGGCGGCUCGGCGGGGUCAUCUAGGCGCAGGCGCAGUGCGGUGUUUGUCUGCCGGACUGACGGGCGGCCGGGCGGUGAGCGGCGGCUGUGGCGGCGGGGAAGAUGGCGGCGUCCUCCCUGGAGCAGAAGCUGUCCCGCCUGGAAGCAAAGCUGAAGCAGGAGAACCGGGAGGCCCGGCGGAGGAUCGACCUCAACCUGGAUAUCAGCCCACAGCGGCCCAGGCCCACCCUGCAGCUCCCGCUGGCCAACGAUGGGGGCAGCCGCUCGCCAUCCUCCGAGAGCUCCCCGCAGCACCCCAUGCCCCCCGCCCGGCCCCGCCACAUGUUGGGGCUCCCGUCAACCCUGUUCACGCCCCGCAGCAUGGAGAGCAUUGAGAUUGACCAGAAGCUGCAGGAGAUCAUGAAGCAGACGGGCUACCUGACCAUCGGAGGCCAGGUACCACCUUCACUGAGGCGGUGGGAGGGAGGAGGCCCAGCCAGGCAGGGCCCAUCCUGGGGGCACCAGUGGGGGGGCAGGGGUGUGGUGGCAGAGGCCCCGGGGAUCUUCCACCUCUCCCUCUCCUCCCAGCGCUACCAGGCAGAAAUCAAUGACCUGGAGAACUUGGGCGAGAUGGGCAGCGGCACCUGUGGCCAGGUGUGGAAGAUGCGCUUCCGGAAGACGGGCCAUGUCAUUGCCGUCAAGCAAAUGCGGCGCUCGGGGAACAAGGAGGAGAACAAGCGCAUCCUCAUGGACCUAGACGUGGUGCUCAAGAGCCAUGACUGCCCCUACAUCGUGCAGUGCUUCGGGACCUUCAUCACCAACACAGACGUCUUCAUUGCCAUGGAGCUCAUGGGCACCUGCGCUGAGAAGCUCAAGAAGCGGAUGCAGGGCCCCAUCCCCGAGCGAAUCCUGGGCAAGAUGACAGUGGCGAUUGUGAAGGCGCUGUUCUACCUGAAGGAGAAGCAUGGUGUCAUCCACCGCGACGUCAAGCCCUCCAACAUCCUGCUGGAUGAGCGGGGUCAGAUCAAGCUCUGCGACUUCGGCAUCAGCGGCCGCCUGGUGGACUCCAAAGCCAAGACUCGGAGCGCAGGCUGUGCCGCCUACAUGGCCCCCGAGCGCAUCGACCCCCCAGACCCCACCAAGCCUGACUAUGACAUCCGGGCUGACGUGUGGAGCCUGGGCAUCUCAUUGGUGGAGCUGGCAACAGGACAGUUUCCUUACAAGAACUGCAAGACGGACUUUGAGGUCCUCACCAAAGUCCUGCAGGAGGAGCCCCCGCUUCUGCCUGGACACAUGGGUUUCUCAGGGGACUUCCAGUCCUUCGUCAAAGACUGCCUUACUAAAGAUCACAGGAAGAGACCAAAGUAUAAUAAGCUACUUGAACACAGCUUCAUCAAGCACUAUGAGACGCUGGAGGUGGAUGUGGCGUCCUGGUUCAAGGAUGUCAUGGCGAAGACUGAGUCACCGCGGACUAGCAGCGUCCUGAGCCAGCCGCACCUGCCCUUCUUCAGGUAGCCGUGUGGCAUCGGCCAGCCCCACAGGGGGCCAGGGGCAUGGCCAAAGGCCCCCUUCCCCACCCGGCCACCCAGCUGCCCUCAAGGGGAGACCUGGGACCUGGACAGCCACCGAGGGCUGAGGACAGAGGGGGGGGUGCCCAUCCACCCCCCGUCCUGGGCCAGCCAGGCUCCAGCCCUUCCUGCCCUGGGGUCAGCCGGCCACGUGCAUCCCCCGACAGACACUGUGAACGGAAGACAGCAGGCCGAGAGCAGAGUUGCUGUGCAUUCAGCUGCAGCUUCUGGGCCAGGGCGGCCCCCAGGGGCCAGGAGAGAGCUCCCAAGUCCUGCAGCACCAAGCUCCCAGCGUGCCAUGCCCUCCACCACCCCCACAGGCCCGUUCCCCCUCUGUUGCCCUCUGUCCCCCGCUCUACCUCUCUGUCCCUGUCUGGCUCUCCCAUCACCCUUCCUGCCUCUGUCUCUCUCCCGGCCUGAGCUUGGGCCCAGCCCCCUCCGGAUGGGACCCCUGGGUCUGCCUAGGUCUCCCAUGGAGCAAUGAGUCAGUGGCCCCCAGAAAGGCGGUGUGGGCAUUUGGACUGCGGCUGGACAGGGCUGCACUCUCUCUCUCUCUUUGAUCUCAGGGGGUCCUUUUUGGAGUUUAUUGUAUUUUAUUGUACUUGGUGGGGUGUUUGGGGUGGGGGGUGGAGGAGAGCUUGUUCUCAAGGGGUUUGUCGGUACCUUCAGAAACUUUUACCAAAGUCACGUUUAGCUGCUUGUGGUGGGGCCCCCAACCUCCUUCAGGCACUGGGAGGCUGGGGCUGCUGCUCUGGGGUCUCUGGGUGCCACAGCUUGGGGAUGAAGACCUUGGGGUGCAGUGGGGUCUGCGGGGCCGUGGCCACACAAGAUGGCCUUCAGGGAAGGUGGGCUUGGGGCAUGGCGCAGAGCAGGUGACCAGAGGGACUUGGUGACAGAGUAGGGCCAUGGGGCCGAGGGAGGGGUCUGGAAGGAGUCAGGGAUCGAGGGUAGAGAGAGUGUAUGUGGGGGUUCAAGGAUGUGUGACAAGCUCCAGCAGGGACAGGGGCCAGGCUGAGGGUGGGGGUGUGAGGCCAUCACCCUCUGUCAUGCCUCUGGCGGUCCCUCUACUCAUGCACACCUGGCCCAGCCCGUGAUGAGACCUGGGACUGGGAAAAAUCGGUUGUGCACUGGGGGCCCAGGCCAGGGUGCUCCCUAGAGCCCACUGGGGUGGCCAGAGCAGGAGGGGGUGUGUUUCCUUUUUGUGGGUGUUGCAUGCAAAUCAAGUGGACAAGAAACAAAACAAACAAACAAAAGAAAACCCCGUGAAACCACAAAGAAAAACCAACACGAAAGGCGGGGAAGCCGGCCGGCCCUGGUGGAGGCCGCGCAGGCGCAGCAUCGCUCUCCUCUCAUCUAGCCUGUUGACUCCCGUUACGAUAUUCACAAAAUGCCGCAUGUUUAAAAAGUCAUAGAUGUCAUGGUCUCUCUGCCCCCAGGGGCAAGGCCACCUUCUCUUGCCCGUUGGCCUGUGUCAGGGGCGAGGGUCUGCUGGGCGGGAGGGAGCGGUGCCAAUAAGCCUAGCCCUUUCCUCCUCCCCUGGGUCCAGCUGUGGGGGCCUCUGCAUAUUGCUGGAAGGUCACAUGGCUGGUCCCAGGGCCCAAAGAGGCCCAAGACCAGGUUGCCUGGUUUUAUUUAACUAUUUUGUUUCCUGAGUGUGUGUCCGCCCACCCUCACCCUCUUCAGUGUUAAUUGGGGAGCCCUGGGGGAGUCUUAUGCCUCCCUGCCUCUCUCCCAAGACCUCCCCGCUCGUCACCAGCCAUCCCUCUGGAUCAGGCAGAGGGCGGACCGGGUGGGCAGAGGCCCGGGGGCGGCUCAGGCCAGCCCACCAGCCAGCGGACCCCUCCUCAGGCUGCCAGUGUUGCCCUGCCCCUUUUUAAAACAAAAUGCCCUUGUUUGUAAACCCUUAGGCGCUUGAGAAUAAACCCCUCCCUUUUCUUCCACA